Molecule: messenger RNA, 1781 nt
Organism: Carcharodon carcharias (great white shark)
Lineage: Eukaryota; Metazoa; Chordata; Chondrichthyes; Lamniformes; Lamnidae
Gene: nr1h4
Product: nuclear receptor subfamily 1, group H, member 4
Exons: 8
Coding region: 16-1281 (421 amino acids)
Biological process (GO): negative regulation of inflammatory response; negative regulation of transcription by RNA polymerase II; cell differentiation
Molecular function (GO): RNA polymerase II cis-regulatory region sequence-specific DNA binding; nuclear receptor activity; zinc ion binding
Source: RefSeq, a predicted model, not a curated record
GCUCAAUAUCCCAACAUGCCAUUACCAUCGAUGCAGCUGUGCUCCACAGCGCCUCCAUAUUAUCCCAACAACAGCUACUACACCCAGUACCCUGAUGCCUGGUACUCCUCAGCAAUGUGCGAUGCUAAAAAGCUGCCCUGUGACACCAUCUUUCAUGAAGACACAGACGAGUGUGACAUCCCAGUUACCAAGAAGUCCAGGAUGGGAUCCCUCUCUGGGAAGCUGAAAGGUGAUGAGCUGUGUGUCGUGUGUGGAGACAAGGCCUCGGGAUAUCACUACAAUGCACUUACCUGCGAGGGCUGUAAAGGAUUCUUCCGUCGCAGCAUCACUAAGAAUGCGGUGUAUAAGUGUAAGAAUGGAGGGAACUGUGAGAUGGACAUGUACAUGAGACGGAGGUGCCAGGAGUGUCGUCUGAGAAAGUGUAAGGAAGUAGGGAUGCUGGCUGAGUGUUUAUUAACAGAAAUUCAGUGCAAGUCAAAACGCCUUAGGAAAAACCCAACACUGCCUGCAGAGCAGCCCAGCAGAGAGACUGUUGACGGAGUGGACUCCAAACAGGUGACAUCCACAACGAGAUACAACAAACAUAAAAUAGAAUUCACACAGAAGCAACAAGAUCUCCUGAGGCACAUACUCGAUGCCUUUUCCAAAUAUCGGAUCCCUCAAGAGGUGACCAGGAAACUACUACAGCAGCGAAGCAGUGCUGAGGAAAACUUCCUACUCCUCACCGAAACAGCCACUAGCCACGUUCAGGUGCUUGUCGAAUUCACCAAAAAAUUGCCCGGGUUCCAGAUGCUGGACCAUGAAGACCAGAUUGCCUUGCUGAAAGGUUCAGCUGUCGAAGCCAUGUUCCUCCGCUCUGCCCAGAUGUUCAGCAGGAGAAUCCCUUGCCAGCAGAGUGAGUUGCUGGAAGAUCGAAUUCGUCAUAGUGGCAUUGCUGAGGAGUAUAUCAUACCAAUGUUUAACUUCUAUCGAAGUAUAGGGGAGUUGAAGAUGACCCAAGAAGAAUAUAGCCUUUUAACAGCCAUCACAAUUCUUUCACCAGAUCGUUCCUUUGUGAAGAAUCGGGAAGCGAUUGACAGACUUCAGGAGCCUUUGCUGGAAAUCCUGCAGAAAUACUGCAAACUGAACCACCCAGAUGACCCCCAGCACUUUGCCCGGUUACUGGGCAGGCUCACUGAACUCAGGACUUUUAACCACCAUCACUCAAACAUGCUGAUGUCCUGGAGAAUCAACGACCAGAAAUUCACGCCUCUUCUCUGUGAGAUCUGGGAUGUACAGUGAAUUCUCCCGCUCUCCUUGACAGAUUUCUUGAGUCAUUUACAGGACCUGGUAAUUAAAAAUGGAUGCACGCAAUAGUCUGGAAACUGAAGCUUUGAACUUUGGGACAUUGACUGACUGGUGUGCCUACACCAAGGGAACUAAUAUGUUUUCUGCGGCACCACAGCUAGUGCAAAGACUCAUUCUGGGAAAGCACAGGUUGAAAACAAGGAUGUGACACUUUAACCCUACAGCUUUGACUCAUGCCCACCAAUAGCGAGGUUCUACAUGGGCAACACAGGCAUCAGAAACAACCCCAAAUAUCUUCCAAAAAUAAGUUUGGCACUUUUUAAAAUUGCCUUUGUGGUCUUAAUGUAUAGACAAGUAAUAUGUAAGACUAUUUGAAGUGUCUUUGAGCUAAUGUCUUGUUUUGUGAAAUCUAGUCCUACUGAUUGUUUCCAUAGAUGGAUGUUAAGGGCAGAGGUGAUGCCACUGACAGCCAGUGCAGUACCACAGCAAUAAGU